AUGCAGAGGCCAUCGUAUUACUGCCUGCAGCGGCGUCGUCGUGCUGUGUUCGACGAUCAUACGAUACCGCUACAAAAGGAGCAGAUCAGCGCAACAGAACUGCUGCACCGCAACAGGGAUUGCUUUGCACAAGAAUCUCGAGUUCAUAACUAUGGCAUCACAAAUGAGGAUUGCUUUGCACAUCUUGACCUGGGAUUCAAAUUCUACUCCCUGAGUGGCGACGUAAACGGUGUUUUGGGACAGACUUACAGAAAUGAUUAUGUGAGUAGAGUGAAAAUGGGUGUAUCAAUGCCAGUUCUUGGAGGGGAAAGAGAAAUUGCAGUUUCAAACCUCUGUGCCACAGAUUGUGCUGUUUUCCAGUUUAUUCAAGGCGGAAAAGAUCAAGUUUCUGCAUUCACUUUGGAGCUGCCGAGCAUGAAAUGUGGCAGUGGAAUGGACGGCAGAGGUGUUGUGUGCAAGAAAUAG
This is a messenger RNA of Fraxinus pennsylvanica, 465 nucleotides long. The record is from the annotation of a GenBank genome assembly. Lineage: Eukaryota; Viridiplantae; Streptophyta; Magnoliopsida; Lamiales; Oleaceae.